AUGGAUUUUCCAGGACACUUUGAGCAAAUCUUUCAGCAGCUCAACUACCAGAGGCUUCAUGGGCAGCUUUGUGACUGUGUCAUUGUGGUGGGAAACAGGCAUUUCAAAGCCCACCGCUCUGUUCUGGCAGCAUGUAGCACACAUUUCCGAGCUCUGUUUACUGUAGCAGAAGGAGAUCAGACUAUGAAUAUGAUUCAGCUGGACAGCGAAGUGGUGACAGCAGAAGCUUUUGCUGCUCUGAUAGACAUGAUGUAUACUUCCACACUAAUGCUUGGGGAGAGCAAUGUUAUGGAUGUCUUGCUGGCUGCUUCUCACUUACAUUUGAACUCUGUUGUUAAAGCAUGCAAACACUACCUUACUACCAGGACGCUGCCGAUGUCUCCACCAAGUGACAGAAUUCAAGAGCAAAAUGCGCGCAUGCAGAGGUCUUUCAUGCUCCAGCAGCUUGGACUGAGCAUCGUGAGCUCUGCCUUGAAUUCCACUCAGAGUUCAGAGGAACAAUCAAAAACUAUGAGCUCCUCAAUGAGAAGUAACAUUGAGCAGCGCACUACUUUUCCUAUCCGUCGUCUCCACAAACGUAAACAGUCUUCUGAGGAUCGGGCCAGGCAGCGCAUCAGGCCUGCCAUGGAUGAGUCUGUUUCCGAUGUGGCUGCAGAGAGCGGGCAGUCAGUGGUUCAUUCACGGGAAGAUUUCUUCUCACCAGAUUCACUGAAGAUUGUGGACAACUCUAAGGCUGAUGCUGUUGGUGAUAACCAGGAGGAUAAUACUAUUAUGUUUGAUCAGUCUUUUGGUGCUCAGGAAGAUGCUCAAGUGCCCAGCCAGUCUGACAACAGCGGAGGAAACAUUUCACAGCUGUCCAUGGCGUCCCAGGCAACGCAGGUUGAAACCAGCUUUGACCAGGAGGCUGCUUCUGAGAAGAACAACUUCCCAUGUGAGAAUCCAGAGGUCAGUCUGAACGAAAAAGAGCACAUGAGGGUGGUGGUGAAGUCUGAGCCCCUGAGCUCCCCGGAGCCGCAAGAUGAGGUGAGCGAUGUCACUUCGCAAGCGGAGGGCAGCGAGUCUGUUGAAGUGGAAGGAGGAGUAGUGAGCGCAGAGAAGAUAGAACUGAGUCCCGAGAGCAGCGAUCGUAGCUUUUCUGACCCUCAGUCCAGUACUGAUAGAGUGGGAGACAUCCAUAUUAUGGAGGUGUCAAAUAACCUGGAACACAAGUCCACUUUCAGUAUCUCAAAUUUUUUAAAUAAAAGCAGAGGUGGUGGCUUUGGUGCUAGUCAAAACAGCGAUGACAACAUUCCAAAUACCACCAGUGACUGCAGAAUGGACAGUGAUGCCUCUUACCUGAUGAGUCCAGAGUCGGGGCCUGCUGGUGGCCACUCGUCUGCCACCGUGUCUCACGUCGAGAAUCCGUUUAGCGAGCCUGCAGACUCUCAUUUUGUCAGACCAAUGCAGGAUGUGAUGGGUCUCCCCUGUGUACAGACUUCCGGGUACCGGGCGGCGGAACAGUUUGGCAUGGAUUUUCCACGGUCGGGCUUGGGCUUGCACUCCCUGUCGAGGGCGAUGAUGGGCUCGGUAAGAGGUGGAGCUAGCAGCUUUCCUGGCUACCGCCGCAUAGCUCCCAAAAUGCCUGUUGUGACCUCUGUCAGGAGCUCCCAGCUGCAGGAUAACUCGUCCAGUUCCCAGCUGAUCAUGAAUGGGACCACUUCUUUUGAAAACGGGCAUCCAUCGCAGCCUGGUCCGCCACAGCUGACGAGGGCAUCUGCAGAUGUCCUUUCGAAAUGCAAGAAGGCCUUAUCCGAGCACAACGUCUUGGUUGUGGAAGGUGCGCGCAAGUAUGCGUGCAAGAUCUGCUGCAAGACGUUUUUGACCUUGACAGACUGCAAGAAGCACAUCCGCGUGCACACGGGAGAGAAGCCUUACGCCUGCCUGCGGUCCAGCCAGUCCAGCCACCUCUACAAGCACUCCAAGACCACCUGCCUGAGGUGGCAGAGCAGCAACCUGCCCAGCACUUUGCUUUAA
Messenger RNA from Opisthocomus hoazin, 2013 nucleotides. Lineage: Eukaryota; Metazoa; Chordata; Aves; Opisthocomiformes; Opisthocomidae. The record is from RefSeq and is a predicted model, not a curated record.